This is a messenger RNA of Ceratina calcarata, 1188 nucleotides long. RefSeq lists its product as uncharacterized. The transcript is spliced from 4 exons. The record is from RefSeq and is a predicted model, not a curated record. NCBI's taxonomy places the organism in Eukaryota, Metazoa, Arthropoda, Insecta, Hymenoptera, Apidae. The coding region runs from base 529 to 939 and encodes 136 amino acids.
UAAUUUUGAAACGGAGCUGACGACAAGGGAGUUGCUUUCUGAAGGGUCACGCAUCACUUCAGCGACUACGUCACAAGAUUCUAUUAAUGAAAUUUAUUUUUAAAGUAUUUUUUACCCUAUACCUUUUUACGCACUUGUUACGUAGUUCGCUAUAAAAAAACGAUCGCGAUUCGAGAUAAAUUGAUAUACCGUUUAGCGUCUAAAGCCUGUAGAUUUUUUUUUCGUAACUAAUGUACAAAUCAGCUAGCCCUUAUAUAAUUAUUCACAUUGUAACUGCACUGUCUAAACGUUAACAUGACAGGCCGUUUACCAACUAGUACACUUCAGACUUGUGCUCCCGUUGUGUCGCAAUUGAGAAAGAAUCGUAUUUAAACGCAAGUUCAAUGACUCGAACAGGUGGGAGAGUUUAGUGGUUUCGGAGGUAGGCGACUGUAUAUAAAAUCAAAGGUAGCUGUCGUGGAUGACAUAGAGUCAACUGCUCUUUGCACGUUCAAGAUCACUUCUACACGUCUGGGAUAGUGCACGACGAUGCAUCCGACAAGUAUUGCAAUUUUCGCUAUUGUUUGCUGUUGCCUUGCGCCAUGCAUAAUAGCCGAAGGAGAUAGUUUAUCGUCGAAAGAAAGUAGCUUAUCGACUUUCGAUGGUUCUGUUAUUCAAACGGAAAAUGAGGAUGCAGGAGCCACGUUAAACAGACAGAAAAGAACACUUUUUUUGAAGAAAAAACUUAUUGGCGCGGGCCUGUUAGGUUUCGGAUUAGGCCUCGCGAAAGGAUAUAAAGCAGGUUAUUAUACUGCUCCGGAGGUGCAUCAUGUAUAUUUAUCACCUCCACCGGCGUCUGUGAAAUACGUUGAAUACGUUGAGAAACCUGUUUUCGUUGAAAGGAUAAUCAAACCGAUACACGCUGAAUACAACAGUCCUCCACCUUAUGGAGCAUGGUAAGUUUAUCGAAAAUCAUUGUAUGUCGAAAAUAGCAUCGAGAGGACUAGCUAAAAAAUCUCUGAUACCAUUCGUCGCAAGAGGAAAUUAUUAUAGUAUAAAAAGGACCAAGGGACACAAAAUGCAUCCACGAAAUCCUCCUGAAAUAUCGUAUCUUUUUAUUCUCAUAUACAUACAUGCAUGUAUAGUAUAUGUAUUUUGUCAUACGCUCAAGACACAUUGUACAAUAGAAUAAAGUGAUAUUUUAUAAUA